Amaranthus tricolor (Joseph's coat) is the source of this 1907-nucleotide messenger RNA. Its product is annotated as glucose-6-phosphate/phosphate translocator 2, chloroplastic-like. The record is from RefSeq and is a predicted model, not a curated record. Gene Ontology annotation, molecular function: antiporter activity; phosphoglycerate transmembrane transporter activity; triose-phosphate transmembrane transporter activity. The transcript is spliced from 5 exons. Gene Ontology annotation, cellular component: Golgi apparatus; membrane. Lineage: Eukaryota; Viridiplantae; Streptophyta; Magnoliopsida; Caryophyllales; Amaranthaceae. The coding region runs from base 240 to 1430 and encodes 396 amino acids. Gene Ontology annotation, biological process: transmembrane transport.
UUAUAUUGUUAUUAUUUUUGUCAUUCUAGCUCUUAAUGAAGAAACAUUUAUCUAUUUGCCUUUUAAAUAAAAGUAGUUAAUUUUUUCUAUAAAGUUAGAAGGUAUCGAUUCUCUUCCUUCUAUUCAGCCACCAACUCUCCAAAUUGUGUCAAAUUUUUUCUCUUUAGUUUUGUUGAGUUUAUGAUCAUAAAAAUUUUGAUCUUUAAUUUUUUUUUAAGUUGUGAUAUUUGAAAGGCAUCAUGAUUACUACUUUGAAGCACCCCACAAUUUCCUUCACAAAUUCUGAUGUUUUGUGUCAGAAAUCUCAAUUACCCACAUCAAAAUUUGCUUGUUUUUCCCCUAUAAUUUGUCGAAAAUCCAAUAUUUUGAUCCCCAAACCUCUUCAUAUCUCAAAUUUCGAUGUUAAAGGUUUGUGCCUUUCAACAAAUAAUAAUGGGUUUUUAAGAGAAAGACAAAAUCUGAUCAAAUGUGAAGCUUAUGAGGCUGAUGGGUUACAACCCAUUGACAAUGAAACCCUAGAAAUUCCUGGGGAAACUGCUAGAAAGAUUAAGAUUGGAAUUUAUUUUGCAACAUGGUGGGGUUUGAAUGUGGUGUUUAAUAUUUACAAUAAAAAGGUUUUAAAUGCAUUUCCUUUUCCAUGGUUAACUUCUACUUUGUCCCUUGCUAUGGGUUCUCUGAUCAUGUUGGUGUCUUGGGCUACUAAGGUUGCUGAGGCACCUGCAACUGAUCUUGAUUUCUGGAAGGCCCUUCUUCCUGUUGCUGUGGCACAUACAAUUGGGCAUGUCGCCGCCACCGUUAGCAUGUCAAAGGUUGCGGUUUCAUUUACACACAUUAUUAAGAGUGGUGAACCUGCUUUUAGUGUGUUGGUCUCUAGUCUUCUUUUGGGCGAGUCAUUUCCAACUGGGGUGUACUUGUCAUUGAUCCCCAUCAUUGGAGGUUGUGCACUUGCAGCUGUCACUGAACUUAACUUCAACAUGAUCGGUUUUAUGGGAGCGAUGAUAUCAAAUUUGGCUUUUGUUUUCCGUAAUAUAUUUUCAAAGAAAGGCAUGAAAGGGAAAUCCGUCAGUGGAAUGAACUACUAUGCUUGUUUGUCGAUACUUUCACUUAUACUUCUCACCCCAUUUGCCAUCGCUGUGGAGGGUCCUCAGUUGUGGGCAGCUGGAUGGGAGAACGCUGUUUCUCAAAUUGGACCCAACUUCAUUUGGUGGGUGGCUGCACAAAGUGUGUUUUACCACCUUUAUAACCAAGUUUCUUACAUGUCGUUGGAUGAAAUCUCUCCUUUGACAUUUAGUGUCGGGAAUACGAUGAAACGUAUCUCUGUCAUUGUCGCCUCUAUCAUUAUAUUCCGAACCCCUGUCCAGCCUGUAAAUGCACUUGGAGCUGCCAUCGCCAUUUUUGGGACCUUCUUAUAUUCUCAAGCUAAACAAUGAAGACAUGCUAAUUGCUAUACCAGAAUCGAGUGGGAUAUAGAGCUUGUUCGAUGAGUUUCUAAGGGCGAUUUCUGUGGAGGGAAUGAAAAUCGAAGAAUUUCUCCGAGUAUUUUUACGACCACUGGAUUUUGAUAAGGUUGGAGUGUAGCAUGGCUGGUUUUAGUGUAGAUAGAUAAAUAAUCACACAAGUAAAGAAGACAUUUCCAUGAAUCCCUUGAGCAUGGGGACCAAGUAGAUGAAAUUUUAUCUGCUUUUAUGCAGCCCAUUUAAAGGAUAUCCAUCAACUUCUAAAUAAAAACAUCUUCUUUGUCUUUUGGUGCAAAAUGUGUGUAUUCUACUUUUGUACUCAUUUAUAUGCAUAUUCCUACUUUCCAAGUAAAUUUUGCUCUGUUCAUGUGUCUUUUCUAAGGAUAUACUAAUACUCAGCAUGUCUAUUUGAAUCUACUAUAUACUCUAUCAAAAGAUUUCAUUUUAGUA